AGCACAGCUGACAAAAAACUUGUAGCCUCAUUGAUUCUCUCCCUCUCUUAUCUCUUUCUCUCUCUUUCUCUCUCUUUCUCUCCCUAGAUUUGCACUCGUUUUUAGGCCCCCAUCAUAAACACACUCCUGCAAGAAAAAGAAAACCCAAGUUUCCAGUGCAUGCAAUUACCACCCAAUUCAAUCUUCCAUGCACACCCUCGCAUGCAAGCACUCAAAACCCAAGACCAACAUUCAACUACCCAAAAAUUUAUCAGCACACCCACAUUAAAGAUGCAAGCUUUACACUUACCCAUCAAUGAAACAGUUGAUUCCAACAAGUUCAUAAUCUAGCUUCGAGCUGCUCUGUUUUUGUCAAGAAAAAAAUGGCUUUAGUAACAGAUGCAAUUUUGCCGCUUUUUCUUGCUCUGUUUCUGCAUCUUUCAUUAGGGCUUAUGUCCUGUGAGGGAAAGCUCGACGGAAAUACAACUUUGAGCGUUCUUUUGGAGGUGAAGAGGGCAAUUGAGGAAGACCCAAAAAAUGUUUUGCAUGGAUGGUCCGAAAGCGACCAAAAUUUUUGUACUUGGAGGGGUGUGACUUGUGGGUUUGACUCGGUGGACAACUCGGUCCAAGUGGUGGGGCUCAACCUUUCCGACUCGUCACUCGCCGGGUUGAUAUCUCCCUCACUCGGUAGUUUGCAAAACCUGCUCCACCUUGAUCUUUCUUCUAACGGCCUCUCGGGUCCCAUCCCGCCAACCCUCUCUAACCUCACGUCCUUGGAAUCUUUACUUCUCUUAUCGAACCAGCUCAGUGGACCCAUUCCGUCUCAGCUCGGCUCGCUGACGAGUCUCCGAGUCAUGAGAAUCGGCGACAAUGGGCUCACUGGGUCCAUUCCCGCCACUUUGGGCAAUCUUGUCAAUUUGGUCACGCUUGGUUUGGCCUCAUGCAGCCUCAACGGUACAAUACCUCCCCAACUCGGCCGACUCGGCCUACUGGAGAACUUAAUCCUGCAGCUCAAUCAGCUCGAGGGUCCGAUUCCGGCCGAGUUGGGGAACUGUUCCAGCCUCACUGUAUUCACAGCUGCUAACAAUACACUCAACGGAACAAUCCCCGCGGAGCUCGGCCGUCUCAGCAACCUCGAGCUCCUGAAUUUCGGCAACAACAGCCUCACUGGCCAAAUCCCAAGUCAACUUGGUGAACUGAGUCAACUCGAAUACAUGAAUUUCAUGGGGAACCAACUUGAAGGUCCAGUCCCAAAGUCCAUAUCUCAACUGGGCAAUCUUCAGAGUCUUGAUUUAUCCAUGAACAAGCUCACAGGAGGAGUUCCCGACGUAUUCGGCACCAUGUCCCAGCUGGCAACCUUAGUUUUAUCAAACAACAAUCUUUCCGGUGUCAUACCAAGAAAUCUAUGUUCCAACACAACAAGUUUGGAGCACCUGAUGAUUUCGGAUUCCAGAAUUUUCGGCGAAAUCCCAGCAGAAUUAGGCCAAUGCCGAUCAAUGAAGCAGCUCGACUUGUCCAAUAACUUGCUCAACGGGUCAAUCCCAGAUGAUAUUUAUGGACUGGUGGAGCUGACUGAUCUAUUGCUCCACAACAACAGCUUGGUGGGUUCGAUUUCUCCAAUGUUAUCAAACCUCAGCAAUCUGCAGUCACUUGUUCUGUACCACAAUAAUUUGGUGGGUCCUCUGCCGAACGAGAUUGGAAUGCUUGGGGAGCUUGAGAUUCUGUAUCUGUACGACAACCAGCUCUCCGGAGAAAUCCCAAUGGAGAUUGGCAACUGUUCAAGCUUGCAGAUGAUCGAUUUUUUCGGAAACCGGUUUAGUGGGGAGAUUCCGAUUACCAUUGGGAGGCUCAAAGAUUUGAACUUUCUUCAUAUCAGGCAGAACGAGCUGGUGGGUGAGAUUCCCGCCCUAUUGGGGAACUGUCACAAGUUGACUAUUCUGGACUUGGCGGAUAACCGUUUAUCCGGUGGGAUACCGAUAACUUUCGGGUCCCUUCAAGCAAUGGAGCAGUUCAUGCUGUACAACAACUCGCUUGAAGGUAAUCUUCCUGAUACAUUGGCUUAUAUGGCAAAUUUGACUAGAGUGAAUUUGUCGAGAAACAAGUUGAAUGGGAGCAUUGCUGCAUUGUGUGGCUCGAGUUCGUUUCUUUCGUUUGAUGUGACUGACAAUGCAUUUGAUCAUGAGAUUCCUUCCCGGCUAGGAAAUUCGAAAUCUCUUGAAAGGUUGAGAUUGGGGAAGAAUCAGUUUACUGGUAAAAUCCCAUACGCAUUGGGGAAUAUCAGUGAGCUAUCACUGCUGGAUGUGUCCGGAAAUUCGCUCACUGGAUCAAUACCGGAUGAGCUUUCAUUCUGCAUGAAACUGUCCCACAUUGACUUGAACAACAACCUUCUUUCGGGCACAGUUCCGUGGUGGUUUGGAGGUUUGCCUCAGUUAGGAGAGCUGAAGCUGUCCUCGAAUCGCUUCACCGGGCCUCUUCCUAAUGAAUUGUUCAAUUGUUCUAAACUGCUAGUGCUUUCUAUGAGUGAGAAUUCUCUCAAUGGAACCCUCCCUGCUGGGAUUGGUAACCUGGAAUUGCUUAACGUCCUAAACCUCGACCACAACCAGUUUUCGGGGCCAAUUCCUCCAGCUAUUGGGAAACUAGGCAAGCUGUAUGAGCUUCAGCUCUCACAGAACAGAUUUGAUGGUGACAUACCCUAUGAGGUUGGACAACUGCAAAAUCUUCAGAGCAUUUUAGACCUCAGUUACAAUAAUUUGAGUGGUCAGAUUCCAGCCUCUAUUGGAUCACUGUCGAAACUUGAAGCCCUCGAUCUAUCUCACAACCAACUUGUUGGAGAAGUUCCUUCCCCGGUUGGUGGGAUGAUCAGCUUGGGAAAGCUUAAUCUCUCUUACAACAACCUACAGGGAAAGUUGAGCAAGCAACUCUCGCACUGGCCAGCUGAUGCCUUCGCAGGAAACUUUCAUCUUUGUGGAAGCCCUCUUGGAAGCUGCAUUGGCAGGAAGAAGCAGACGGGGCCUAGAGAAUCGGUGGUGGUAGCCAUUGCUGCCAUAUGUACUCUAUCUGCAAUCGCUCUGCUGAUAUUUGGAGCUGCUUCUCUCUUGAAACACAAGCGAAAAGAUUUUCGAAAAGCCAGUGACAUGAACUGCCUGUACUCGACCAGCUCUUCCCAUGCUCAGCGAAGACUGCUCUUCGCAAAUAAUUCUGUCAAGCCGGAUAUCAAAUGGAAAGACAUCAUGGACGCCACGAAGAAUCUGAGCAACGAGUUUGUAAUUGGCUCAGGAGGGUCGGGAGUAAUCUACAAAGCUGAACUGCGCACUGGAGAAACUGUGGCAGUAAAAAAGAUUUUGUAUAAAGACGAUCUUAUGGCAAAUAAAAGCUUCACGACGGAGAUUAAGACGCUUGGGAGGAUAAGACACCGGCAUCUGGUGAAGUUAAUGGGGUACUGCAGCGACAAAGGAGCAGGCUCCAAUCUGUUGAUUUACGAGUACAUGGAGAAUGGAAGCGUGUAUGAUUGGAUACACCAACAACAAAGUAACAAGAAGAAGAGCCUUGAUUGGGAGGCGAGGCUAAAGAUUGCGGUUGGAUUAGCUCAAGGAGUGGAGUAUCUCCACCAUGACUGUGUGCCAAAGAUCAUUCACAGGGACAUUAAGUCGAGCAAUGUCCUGCUAGAUUCCAACAUGGAAGCACAUCUUGGGGAUUUUGGCCUUGCCAAGACACUUAACGAGACUUAUGAGUCCAACACAGAAUCGAAUACAUGGUUCGCUGGAUCCUACGGUUACAUAGCACCAGGUACUAAUCAUGCUUAUUCACUCAAGGCAUCAGAAAAGAGUGAUGUCUACAGCAUGGGGAUUGUGCUUAUGGAGCUUGUUAGCGGGAGAAUGCCGACAGAUUCAUCUUUCGGCAUGGACAUAGACAUGGUGAGAUGGGUCGAGAGGCAUAUCGAAAUGCAGGAUUCUACUCGUGAAGCGUUGAUAGACCCUGCACUGAAACCACUAUUAUCCGGAGAAGAAAAUGCCGCAUUCCAGGUUCUUGAAAUUGCACUGCAGUGCACGAAAACCAGCCCAGCAGAGAGGCCUUCGUCACGACAGGCGUGUGAUCAACUACUUCAUGUCUUAAAUCAUCGGACGGUGGAGUUUGAGAAGAAGAAUUUAGACUCUUAUGCAUAAGUAAUGAACCGCGUUACAGAGGAUUGACGAAAAUUUGUUGUUAGUAUAAUUUUCCACUCCAUCCCGAAGAGUAACUAGGAUCAAUUCUGUCGCGUAUUUAUUCAUUCUGUUUGGUUUGGGCUAGCAACCAUAAUGCAGCAUUUUGUUGCGGGGUGCUACUGAUGCGAAUUGGGUUUGUGAGAGUUUAUGUUAUCUUAUCAUCUAUGAAUCAAGGCAAUGGGGCGGACCGGAUUCGGAUGUGCCAUCCCCAUACCCGAACCUGUUCGGAACCCGAAACCGUAGAAUCCCGAACGGGUUUUCCCCAUAACCGAAUCCAUUGGGUAACGGAUUUUCUAUUGGACAACGGUUUUUCCCAUUAUAAUAUUUUUAUAUUAUUAAUUAAAUAGUAAAU
Messenger RNA from Malus domestica (apple), 4533 nucleotides. Lineage: Eukaryota; Viridiplantae; Streptophyta; Magnoliopsida; Rosales; Rosaceae. The record is from RefSeq and is a predicted model, not a curated record.